UUUUUUUUUUUUUUUUUUUACUUGCUUUUUGAGGAGUGAGCAUAGUUAAUUCAAUCAAAAUAGUUGUUAGCUUGAAGCUCCACUGAUACGCAUGCUCUGUAUGAUUUACAUGAACAUUGAAGCAAAGUAGACUCUGAAUCAAAGAACAAUGGGAGAUUAUGAUGAGGGCUUGGCUAGCGGGGAGUCGUUCCCCUCUCACGACGAGAUCAAGACAAUCGUAGAGCAGAAAGCGAGGGAGCUGUUCAUGGUUUGCGAUGUGGAGCAGAAGGGGUUUGUGAGCAAGCGAGACAUGCAGCGGCUCGUCGAUGAACUACCUCUCAUGCCUGAUCAGCUGGAGGAGGUCUUUGAUUCCCUGGAUGACGACAAGAAUGGAUACCUGACGCUGGAGGAGUUUACUGAGGGAUUCGGAGGAUUUCUUGGUCUUAAGUCGGCUCCCAUAGAUCACAUUGAGACGGAUGAUGGAGAGUAUACAGAGAAUCGAGAUCAUGAUGAGAUAGAGAGAGACUUCAAACAUGCAAUGGAAAGCAUCGGUGCUACAGGGGUCAUAGCUGAACAUGAUUCAGUCAAGGAUCUGUGGAAGAAACUGAAUCAAGAUGAGCCAGGUCUUCUGACAAACUUUGAGGAUUUCAUCCAACAUGUGUGCUUGGACAAGAGGACUUCACAACUCAAUACAGGCGAACUGGAGAAUGCACUCAAAAGCCGAGACACCAUACACCAGCAGGACAUAAAGCAUCUGUAUGAGGAGAUGGAGAGACAGAUUCGGAUGGAGAAAGAAAAGAUCCUUUCAGAGGAAAAGGAGAAGGAGAGAAAAAUCCGAGAGCAGCUGGAGCAUGAUAUGCAAACCAAAGACGAGCAAUUGAAUUCAUUACUCAACAAACAAGCAGAGCUGGAACACAAGCUAUAUGAACUGAGUCUGACUGAGACGGAGGUCAAGGAAGAAAAUGAGUCUCUUCAAGAGCAAAAUGAACAUUUAUCCAUGAAGCUUGAUUCCUCUCAGACUGAGCUUGUAGAAUCCAAGACAUACCUCAAAGAAAUGAAUGAAAAACACUUGAAAGAUAAGAGAGAAAGAGUCAAGAGCAAUGUUAAGAUAGCACAGGGAAUCAUGCAGGAAAGAGAGAGUUUAUCUGUACAACUGGAGAAAUUAAAGGCAAUGAAUCAGCAGCUACAGGAUGACAGGGAUAUGAGGCUGAGCAGAUCGUUAUCUGACCCAUCAGAGGAUGAAAAGAAGAAGACCCUUGUCAAGCAAGGCUCCAUCAUGUCUAAUUACUUUGAAGAGGGAGUUAUCGGGGGGGACGGAGGAGAGCACAUAGUAGGGAGUAGUUCUCUAGACGGGGGUAGAUCUAGUCGUAGGAGUAGUCGUCACAGUGUCCAUCGUCCCAGCAUACACGGUCGAACCUUCUCAAGGGACCUCGCCCAUCAUCUUCAGCUCAGUCAAAGCUUCAUGUACGAUGAUGAUGGGGAGUGUGAGGUCGACGAUGCCUUCCUGGAGAGCAGCGGGUUGCUGUCAUCGGGGCUGAUGUCGCACUCAGAGAGGGUCGUCUAUGAUGAGGUGGAGGAGGACGAGUUUGACGGAGGGAGUGAGGUCGUCAGGAGGAGAUCGGUUGAUAGGGCGUCGGCCAGUAGGGCGUCGGCCGAUAGGGCGUCGGCCGGUGACAAGAGAAAGGCUUUCAACAGGCAGGUGGUCGGAGAAACCAAGUCCAGUCCUAUUGAGCGUAGCGAGCCCACACCAAGCAGUAGUCCAGAGGGCCAGAGAGCUGAACCAGUAGGAGCUCAUACACCCAUCGAUCAGGCAAUAGCUGAAGCCAAGAAGUUACAGCUGGUAGCAGCGAACCGAACCCCAGAGAGGCUGUAUAAGGUGGUGUUUGUAGGUGACUCUGGAGUAGGAAAGACGAGCAUCAUUCAUAGGUUCUGCACAGACACAUUCACAGACUCAUUCAGUGCUACAAUAGGUGUUGACUUUCAGGUGAAGUCCCUCUCAGUGUGUGGUAGCAUCGUAGCCAUGCAGCUCUGGGACACGGCCGGUCAGGAGAGAUUCAGAUCCAUCACAAGGCAUUACUUCAGGAAGGCUGAUGGGAUUGUGAUUCUCUAUGAUGUCACUUCAGAAACAUCCUUUCUCAAUAUCAGAAACUGGAUGAACAGUAUCGAGGAGACUACAGAUGGUCAUGUGGUGAAGAUGUUGCUAGGCAACAAGUGUGACUGUACGGAGGAUAGACAGAUCAAAGAGGAAGUGGGUCAUAGCUUGUCAGAGUCCUAUAAAUGUGACUUCUACGAAGUGAGUGCUAAAACCGGCUCCAACGUGACUGAGGCAUUCACCUCUAUGUCCAAGCUCUUAUUACUCAAAGAAGAUGAAGAGAUCCAGAACUCACUCAACCUCACAAAUGACGAUGGAGAGGGAAGCAAGCGAUGCUGCGAGUCGUCUUAGAAUCGUGCCUCUUGGGAUAAUUGGAAUAGUCAUGUCAUCCAAUAAUGGAAGAGUUUUAGUGAGAUGUGACUGUCGACGCUGUUCUCACUACUUCAAGAAG
This is a messenger RNA of Strongylocentrotus purpuratus (purple sea urchin), 2522 nucleotides long. RefSeq names its product ras and EF-hand domain-containing protein. Lineage: Eukaryota; Metazoa; Echinodermata; Echinoidea; Camarodonta; Strongylocentrotidae. The coding region runs from base 149 to 2422 and encodes 757 amino acids. Gene Ontology annotation, molecular function: GTP binding; GTPase activity; calcium ion binding. The transcript is spliced from 16 exons. The record is from RefSeq and is a predicted model, not a curated record.